This is a messenger RNA of Pseudomassariella vexata, 3437 nucleotides long. RefSeq names its product WD repeat-containing protein. NCBI's taxonomy places the organism in Eukaryota, Fungi, Ascomycota, Sordariomycetes, Amphisphaeriales, Pseudomassariaceae. The coding region runs from base 260 to 3274 and encodes 1004 amino acids. Gene Ontology annotation, molecular function: protein binding. The transcript is spliced from 2 exons. The record is from RefSeq and is a predicted model, not a curated record. Gene Ontology annotation, biological process: regulation of mitotic cell cycle; mitotic spindle organization. Gene Ontology annotation, cellular component: mitotic spindle.
GUCACUCUUUUGGAUCCUUUCAAAGCACUUUCCCCGUCUUCAUUAUACACCCGUCCUCCUGAACUACCACACUCUCUAAUUAGACUCUUGGUCUCAAUCACACCGCCAGGUAUCAAUUGACCUACAAUUCACAUCGUAUUCCGCCGAUACCACUUUGCUGGAUCGGUCUAAUCCCAUUACCACCAUUGAGUUUGAAAUAUAGCUUUUGACGCGUCCCCAAACUUUAUUGGUAGAUGUUCAGCACGUCAAUGGCGGCAGGAUGUCCUCUACUCCUUCGUCUCGGCUCAGGCUGACACCGUCAAAUUCACCAUUCCUCCCACGACCGGGGAGGUCUUCUCAUCGCGGCCGACAUUCUCUAGAGUCUCGUCUGUCCUUGAAGAGAGUAAUAGGUACUACUUGCGCUUCGCCGACGGGGUUCGACGCCGCAGAAUCUUCCUUUGCCUACAUAGCCGGCGGAGCCGUCGUAGUCGUGGACGUAGAAGGCGAAAUUCACAAUCAGCGGUUCUUCAGGGCUCGACCAAACGCAAUACCCACCUUGAGUCCUGGAAACCCAACCUAUUCUCCUUCUACUUCAACAUCUACGACACCCAAGGCCAACGACAGCAGAAACAGGGUUUCCAUACCGGCACGGGACUCGUCGUAUGGCGUUGGCGACUGGUCUGAGUCCCCAUCAUCCAAGACCUGGACGAGUCGGGAACGCAUCAAGGCGGCAACAAGUCUGGCGCUCAGUCGGGACGGCAGGUUUCUGGCAGUUGGCGAGACAGGAUACGCCCCCCGCGUUCUCAUCUACAGCCUUGAAGAUACUUCGUCUGACACGCCGCUUGUGAGCAUAAGUGAACACAUGUAUGGCGUGAAGGCUGUGGCAUGGUCGCCUGAUACCAAGUUCCUGGCCUCCCUCGGGGCAGCAAACGACGGGUUUCUCUAUCUGUGGAGGAUCGAUCCGAGGACGGGCGCGGCGAAAUUGUUCCAGCAGAAUCGAUGUACCUCCUACAUUCGAGGCAUGAUCUGGAUGGGCAACAGUUUGAUCACUCUAGGCGUGCGUCAUGUGAAGCUGUGGAGGGUGGAAGAGUUCGCGCCUAGUUCUCCCCUGAAGCAGAGAUUUACUGGAGAGAUGAGCUCACCUUCCGGCCCUCAGAAGUCGUUGCCUGGUCGCAACAUAUUACUUGGAGGCCUGCUGGAAGCAACCUUUUCAUGCGCCGUUGCAAUCGAUGAGACGCGGGCCAUCGUAUGCUCGGAAACGGGUGAUAUCUGCCUCCUUGACGACACAGGCAAGCAGAUGAAGUUGACCAAAGUCCUAGAGAUAGGCUUUAUGACAGCAUGCAUCACGAUUAGGGAGCAAGUUGUUUAUGUUGGCGGCAAACCAGGCAGUUUCUGUACUCUUGAUCUGAAAAUGUUCAUGGAGUGCAACCCGGAUUGCGUCCUGAAGACCUCGGAGUCUCCUUCUGGUCUCCUCGCUCUGGGAUUCCUCAAAAAUAACCUGGUGACAGUCGACGCACAGCAUUCUAUAGAUAUAUGGAGCACCACCUAUAUCCCUGGCCGAAAGGACACGACCAUAUCCCGAAUUCAAAUACCCGGACAUGGAGACGCGAUCCUAGGAGUAGAGGUUCUGUGUCAACCCAGCAACGCCGACGCCGCCUUCUUUACCUGGACUGGGUCUGGGAAUAUUGUUCUGUGGGACGUUGAUGGCAGAAUUAGGGACUCAUUCAACGUGGAACUUGAGGACGCAUACUUCGAGAACGAGUCUGACCCAGUGAAUCAGCUGACGGUGGUGAAGGCGACCAGAGGAGGGAAGUUCUUUGUCACCGGCGACAGAUUGGGUGUUAUGAAGGUCAUCGAAUAUGGAUCGAAGGAUUGCGUAUCGGAAACGAAGGCCCAUUCAUCAAACUGCCAGUCUAUCGCCACCUACGAGGACAACUCCAAGUUCUUGAUCGCUUCUUGUGGUCGAGAUCGAACUGCACAACUCUUUCACCGGACAUCCGACGGCAGUUUUGAACAUUUCCAGACACUCGAGUUCGCUGCCAAAGUGGUGCAAGUCCUCAUUCCCUCUUCCGACAGGGUCAUUACUUGCUCUAUGGACAGAACGCUGCAGAUCCACGACAUGGUUACGAAAGAUGGAGAGCCGGAUUCCAUCGCGGCAAUUCCGGCACGGUCCCUCACGUUGAAGGCAUCGCCGGCGUCAAUGGCCAUGGUCACGGGCGGGAGAUCGAUUUUCGUCUCGCUUUUGGAUCGAUCGGUCUGCCUCUAUGAUACCGAGACGGGCAGGCUCACAAAUACUUUCAAAUGCACCGAUGAAGUCGGGGUUGAAAACGUUGUUCUCGAUUCACUCAUAACUCGCCCUCCGACUGACAAGGAACCUGCUCUCCUUCUGGGAAUAUCAAAUACCGACAAGUCCAUUAGACUUUACGAUGCACAAAAUGGCAACUUCCUCGACCGUGAAUGGGGCCACACCGAGGCGAUCAACGGAGUGGCUUUGAUCGAGGAUGCCGAGGGCCCCAAAAAGGUUGUGAGUGCAGGGUCAGAUGGAACGAUCAUGAUCUGGGGCUUGGACUCGCAGGAGCAGGCGCCGUCCAGUCGCGAUCCUUCACCCAUGAAGGACAACUUUACAUCUGCCCGACCUCCCUUGAGGCGCGUGCUCUCAAAAGCCGAGCUCGCUGAGUUCCAGCGACCAUCCCGAAGUGCUGGACGGCGAUCGCCUCCAAGACCGGUUUCCAAGCGUCGUUCAUUAUUUAAUCUUUCUUCGGCGAGGUCAUCCGUCACCGCGAUUCCGUCGAGUCCAGCAUCUGUCAUCGCCGAGGAUACGCCUUCUCGGAGACCAUCAGGGGGCAGCCGCUCAGGAAGUCCACCAGUGAGCCCGAGAACGCGCGUGGCUAGGCGCCCAUCGAUGCCGAUAUUGAAAUUACCAAAGACUAAGAGUACAUCGAAUCUGAGGGCGUUCGGCUCCCUGAACAUGGCGACCGAGCAGGCAUGCCGGACGCUCAAAGCAUACCGAAAAAAAUUGUCGUCAACGGAGCCGAUCAGCCAAGACGUGCUUGCCGAGCUGGAUCAAGAGCUUCGUCUGACAUCCCUUGCUCUGGGGGAUAGAGCCAAGCAGAGCAGGGAACUCAGUGAUUCCAUGCUCAACGGCAUUCUUGAUCAGUACUCGUCGCGACUGAUGGCCAUGCUCGAUGAGAAGUUGCGCUUGGGCAAUCAGUCUUCAGCGAGAGGCGAGUCAUAUUCUCCUCCGGGGAAGAGGCCCAACUCCUCGGGAUCUGGGUCGACUAGGGAGUCGAUCUAGACUCUUCACAUUCAUUCUACAAUGUGUGUUACUAUUCAUCAUGUAAUAUGGAGGAAAGAGAGGGGGGGGGGUUCGGUGUGGAGAUGGUCAUUGGACCGUGUAGCACCACUGCUUGGUCAGGCGUUCAGGAUACGACUUUACGCAGUUUUGAAGGGCCUUGGGG